Grammomys surdaster is the source of this 2019-nucleotide messenger RNA. RefSeq names its product caveolae associated protein 4 (gene Cavin4). The transcript has 2 exons. NCBI's taxonomy places the organism in Eukaryota, Metazoa, Chordata, Mammalia, Rodentia, Muridae. Gene Ontology annotation, cellular component: caveola; cytoplasm. The record is from RefSeq and is a predicted model, not a curated record. The coding region runs from base 105 to 1193 and encodes 362 amino acids. Gene Ontology annotation, biological process: regulation of gene expression.
GUUUUCAGCCCUUUAAAGCAGCUUUGUUGCCUGCUACCAGGCCGACUUUUGGCUCCGAGUGUAGGAACCGAUUGCCGUAGGACAUCUGCUGAGAAAAAAGUAAAAUGGAACACAACGGGUCUGCUUCAAAUGCUGGUAAAAUCCACCAGAAUCGACUGUCAAGUGUGACUGAAGAUGAAGACCAAGAUGCAGCUCUCACUAUUGUGACUGUGCUGGACAGAGUGGCCUCCGUCGUGGACAGUGUGCAGGCAAGCCAGAAGAGAAUUGCGGAGAGACACAGAGAGAUGGGAAAUGCGAUCAAGUCCGUCCAGAUCGACCUGCUGAAGCUCUCGCAAUCACACAGCAACACGGGCUAUGUUGUCAACAAGCUGUUUGAGAAGACCCGGAAAGUCAGCGCUCAUAUUAAAGAUGUGAAGGCCCGGGUAGAGAAGCAACAGGUUCAUGUAACCAAAGUUGAAACCAAGCAGGAAGAAAUAAUGAAGAAAAACAAAUUCCGAGUGGUAAUCUUCCAGGAGGAUACUCCCUGCCCCGCGUCCCUGUCUAUUGUUAAAGACAGAAGCCUGCCCGAGAACCAGGAGGAGGCCGAGGACGUCUUCGAUCCCCCAAUAGAUCUCUCAUCAGAUGAAGAAUAUUAUGUUGAAGAAAGCAGAUCUGCCAGGUUUAGGAAGUCAGGCAAAGAGCGCAUUGAUCAUAUUAAGAAGGCAUUUUCCAAAGAAAACAUGCAGAAGACACGGCAGAAUUUUGACAAGAAAGUGAGUGGAAUUAGAACUAGGAUAGUCACUCCUGAAAGGAGAGAGAGGCUUCGGCAGUCGGGAGAGAGGUUGAGGCAGUCAGGAGAGAGGUUGAGGCAGUCAGGAGAAAGAUUUAAGAAAUCGAUUUCAAAUGCCGCCCCCUCAAAGGAAGCUUUUAAGAUUCGGAGCCUUAGGAAACCGAAGGACCCCAAGGCUGAAGGCCAGGAGGUAGACAGAGGGAUGGGCGUGGACAUCAUCUCAGGUAGCCUGGCUCUGGGGCCCAUCCAUGAGUUCCACUCUGAUGAGUUCAGUGAAACAGAAAAGGAGGUGACCAAAGUAGGGUACAUUCCCCAAGAAGGAGGGGAUCCCCCAAGUCCUGAGCCUUUGAAGGUGACUUUUAAACCUCAGGUGAGGGUAGAGGAUGACGAGUCACUCCUGUUGGAGUUAAAGCAGUCCUCAUAGAGGAUUUAAGUAUGAGCAUCCAUUGCUUCGAACCAUGUGGUUGUAGUUUGAAUGGUGUAGCAAUUUAUAUUCAUAUACAGUGGAAAGGCAAAUGGUAUAAAAGCUUAAUUCUUAUCUUUAAAAUCCUAAAGAUGAUGGAAAUAUUGUAUAGAAUUUUCUUAUAAUUUCUUUGGGAAUUCUAUUCCCCUGAGAAUAUAUGACUCUGACUGCAUCCCCCCCCACCUCACCCCCUUAUGUCAUGCCUUUUUGCGGCAGCUCUUGGCCAAUGAGAAAACAGUUGCACGGCUCAGGUCAGUUAGAUGGUUGGUUAUUCAUAGGAACAACAAAUCUGUGCCCAUCAUUCACCAGCAAACUGUAGAUUUGAGUCAGAAUUAACACGUACAGUCUCAAAGGGGAGUAGCUAAUGAGUACAUUGUGUUACCCAGAUGUUCACAUCUGGAGAUUCAUUAGUGAAUCAGUAGCCUUAUGAAGCUUAUGAAAUUCUUGUGUCAGGGAAAGGAAAUAGAAGUUUGGGGCUUGAACAUUUAUUUAGCUGUGGCAACAUAACUUUGUGAGACACUUGGCUGGUCACCACUUAUUCCCAAUGGUAAAAAUGGGGAGGGUUUGCUGGUCCUGUACUUCUUUUUUGGACUUGAGAUCUGAGGAGAUGUCACAGAGUGUGUGAGAACGAGACAUAACAACCACUGGAGAAGCAUGAACCACACUGGCCUCCCCUAAACCGGAACUGAACAGUUACAUCUACGAAGAAGCCCUUGGCACAGACUCGGAGGCCAGAGUUGAUCAAAAGCUGAGGUUGCACUUCACGAGUCUUCACGGAAUGAAGAGU